CUCCCACCCCCGAGCUUUCGGCAAACACCGUCGUCUCGGCUUCUCCUUUAUAAACACAUCGAACGCGGCAAAAAGGCAGAACUGUAUCAGCGUUCGCAAACGGUGAACAAAAUCCUCGAUUCCAAUAUGUACUCCUUCACCGUCGCCCUUCUCGUAUGCGGAAUGCUCGCCGCCGUAAACAGCGCACCGGCACCAGGAGGCUGGGGUGGCAGUCACCAACACCACGUGAUCCACGUCCCGUACCACGUCCACAACGUGCAUCACCACCACGUAAAGAAGGUCGCGUACCCCGUACACCACGUAGAGAAAGUCGCGGUCCCGGUCCCGGUCCAUGUCCACCACGUGGAGAAGGUCCCAGUCCCAGUGCCCUACCCAGUCCACCACGUCGAGAAAAUCCACGUGCCGGUUCACCACGUUGAGAAGGUCCACGUCCCGGUCCACUACGAGGAGAAGCCAUGGUGGUGAUCAGGAGGAGAGUCUGAAAGCCGAUGUCGAGGCGGCGUCACCUUCUUGUGUAAAUAAUUUCGUUGACGCCGAAUCGACGUUUCGGUUUAUGUACAUUUAUACACGUAAUGUAAUUCAUAUUGUAAUUG
Diprion similis is the source of this 593-nucleotide messenger RNA. RefSeq lists its product as uncharacterized. The transcript has 4 exons. Bases 127 to 465 code for a protein of 112 amino acids. NCBI's taxonomy places the organism in Eukaryota, Metazoa, Arthropoda, Insecta, Hymenoptera, Diprionidae. The record is from RefSeq and is a predicted model, not a curated record.